GUCAAAGUCUAUUGUGAUGGCAUGUCAUUCUAAGUGUGACUUGGCGGAGAACAGCAGGUUAACUUCCAGUCUCAACUUGAUUAUUGGCAAACAAACACACAUUCCUGCCAGAACUAGACACGUCAUUUGGUCCCAUCUUCCCUCAAACUUAAAGAACCUGUGUAGAGGGUUUUAAGUACCGUAAUUUCCAGACUAUAGAGAGCACCGGAAUAUUUGCCCCACCCACUAAAUUUAAGAAGGAAAAUAGAUCUUGCUCACACAUAAGCCGCAGUGGUCUAUAAGCCGCGCAUGCAGCGGUGCUGUCUGCGCUGUAGAAAGGUCAGUGGUGCGCUCGGCUUAAAAGAGCUUUUCAAACUAGUUUCAAAAACGUGUUUCGACAUAGAAACUGACUCUUGAAACAAACAAAUGCGCAAUGUUCUGAACUAGAAUCAUGAACUCCUCACGUCUUUUAUUGACAUCAAAGCACUCAAAAUGCGCCGUUUUCGCCCACUUGCCCGAAGUUCCGACACCACAGCCAGUCCAAGCUGCUGCUUCUCGAUUACAGACCUCCAGGAGAUCAGCUCUGUUGCCGAAGCUGUGGACACGCGGGCAAAAACAGCGCAUUUUGAGUGCUUUAAGGGCUUGUGAUGAUUCAUCCAACAAGUUGAUCACCCACCUGCAACUCUGCUGUUAUCUCAGACUGGAAUUGGAUUAUUGAUCACCUUAUCCUUGGACUUUUAAUAAUCAAUGAUCUGGACCAGAUGAACUCCAAGUGGUGACUGAUCCACCUUCCAUCUAAAGUGUCAUCUGCCCGUUGUGGUGGGACCAAACAUUACCCUCUGAUGGCAGCCUCUGAGCUGAUCCAGGACAGCCCCCAUGUGGAAGCUGUGGUUACUACAUCAAACUCCCCCACAUCCCCUAGUCCAAGGGUUGCCAACGGUACCCUAGCCCGACUCAACUCCUCGCCGUCGCCCCCCACAGACGACCCUGACGGAAAGAAAAAGUGCAAUAAACUGAGCACUCUGCUCCAGCAGAACCAGCUGGUCCAGUCUCUGAGCAACGGACUGAGGCGACACUGCGACUAUGUGAAGAUCACAGUGCCAGAGGAACGUAGUAACCGUCUGCCCAAAGAGUGGUGGAAGACGGGAGUGGCCUUUCUCUACGCUGUCUUCAACCUCCUGUUCACCACCGUCGUCAUCACCAUUGUCCACGAGAGGGUGCCGGACAAGUCGGUUAGCCCACCACUGCCGGAUAAGUUUUUCGACUAUGUUGACCGAGUCCCUUGGGCUUUCACGGUUACUGAGGUCAACGGGCUGAUCCUGGUGGGACUGUGGCUUCUGCAGUGGCUCUUUCUCAAGCACAGGGCAAUCAUCGGCCGCCGCUGCUUCUUCCUGAUCGGCACACUCUACUUUUACCGCUGCGUGACCAUGUACAUCACCACUCUGCCGGUGCCUGGAAAACACAUGGUCUGCGCGCCCAAGCUGUACAACGACUCCACUGGGAAGAUCUGGAGGAUUCUGAGGCUGAUCUCAGGAGGAGGUUUGUCCCUCACGGGCUCCCACCUGAUGUGCGGCGACUUCCUGUACAGCGGUCACACGGUCAUGUUAACACUGUCCUACCUCUUCAUCAAAGAGUACUCGCCUCCUUGGAUGCGCUGGUAUCAGUGGCUCUGCUGGCUUCUCAGCGCCUCCGGGGUCAUCUGCAUCUUGAUUGCCCAUGAGCACUACAGUAUUGAUGUUGUCGUUGGAUACAUCGUCACUACAAGGACUUUCUGGUGGUACCACACGAUGGCUAAUACACAUGCUCUGCGUCAGGCGCCAAACAACUACUUAUCCAGGACCUGGUGGAACCCGGUGUUCAAGUUCUUGGAGAGGAACGUCCAGACUGUCGUGCCCAUCGAGUUCUCGUUUCCACUGCCUGUCCCAGCCACGUGCCGGCAGAGGUACAGGAUCGUGGAGGGGGGUCGGGACGAGUGACAGCACGCACCUUCAUCAGCUUAACCCUUCAUUUCUUUGGUAUUUAUCCACCAGAGCAGUUUCCUGCCAAAGACUUUGUUAUUGAAGACUCUCCAGAAGCUGGUGGGCUCCUUUUGUCUCAGGACCGUUCAAGAACAUUUUGUUGUGUAAUAACUUAUCUUGUCUUUGAAGAGAACUUGUGGUAAUGCGUUGUCCCGAUUUAAGUUUAUAACUUUGUGUAAUACUUUUGAACUACUAAGCUUUGUGUUGGGAGCACAGAGCUGCCAACGUCACUCGCCCCUCUGAAGCGUUUGACCGACCGUGUCAGUUUUAUGACUUGGUGUCACUCGUUGGAUCUUCUGUUCUGGUUAUGUGAUGAUCAAGAUUCACAUAUUUACUGCAUUAAGUAUCGACAAAUAUCUCAUUUGUUUCAUUCAGAAUCUCAAAUUCCACACCUCAUAUCUCUUUGGUUUGACUUGGCAUCUGACAUUGUGAAAUAUUCAUUUGAUGACUGCUGUCUACCUGAGCAACAGAAGUAGUUAGUGAAUCUUAUUCUUGGAACAUUAGCAUGAAUAACUUCAGUACUAUUGAGUAAAUCAAAACAAAGGGAAGCUUGGAUCACCUUCCCUGAAACUGAGUGAGCUUCUCAGAUAAUAACAUGCCGACAGUGAGAUGACAACCAUGGAGCUAAAGCCAAAAUAUCAAGAUGCAAAUUCAGUUGACCCAGUUUAAACCCGUGAUGAUAAGAUGCUAAAUCAGGUCAUUGAGAUCCUUCAUCCCAAAGGGAGGGAAAAAAUGGAAAAACUUUGCCGUCGAGCUACAAGGCAAUUUUUUUGUUUGAACAGAAGAUGUUAAAAACUAAUGGUGAUUGUUUUGCAAUGCGUUGCAAAGAUGCUUUUAGCUCAGUUCUGUCAUCUGGUGUUUGGACAUGGUCUGCGAAACGUGAACUGGAUUAACAAGAACUACCGCAGUCGGGCCUUCCCACAACACUUCACUGUUGAAGGCGUUUGUUGGAACUGCUGUACAUAUAUUUUGUUAUUUAUGUUUUUACAUAUGAAAGCUUUGUU
Synchiropus splendidus (mandarinfish) is the source of this 3001-nucleotide messenger RNA. RefSeq names its product phosphatidylcholine:ceramide cholinephosphotransferase 2-like. Gene Ontology annotation, molecular function: sphingomyelin synthase activity; ceramide cholinephosphotransferase activity. Gene Ontology annotation, biological process: sphingomyelin biosynthetic process; ceramide biosynthetic process. Gene Ontology annotation, cellular component: endoplasmic reticulum membrane; Golgi membrane. The coding region runs from base 822 to 1955 and encodes 377 amino acids. Lineage: Eukaryota; Metazoa; Chordata; Actinopteri; Syngnathiformes; Callionymidae. The record is from RefSeq and is a predicted model, not a curated record. The transcript has 7 exons.